AUGGCCUCCAGGAAAGGCUUCUGCGAAUCGUGCAAUCUCAUAACCCCUAACAUUCGAGGAGCAUAUUGCUGUUUCUGUGGAUCCGAGCUCUAUAUUCUCAAUUCAAAGCCCGCCAACCAAUGCGGCACUGAGUCCGAUGUCGUUGCCCCUGCAGAUGCUCACAGCCCACGUCCGGCGCCUACAUACCACAAUGAAAGUGGCCGUGGCACUAUUCUGAUGGAUAGUCCUACACAGACGCCUGCCGUUGUCGAUCUGGUUAACUCGACUUCUAGUGAAGCGUAUGCAAAUCUUCGCGAAGAUAACUCCAAUAUCGGCAAGGACGACGACAUCCUGACACUCUUUUGCCCAUCUACUGGAGGCCAGGAGGUGAACCAGGCACGGGCUUACUCAAGCGCUUCGCAAAAUCCUCGCCGACAGAACCAAGCUACCUUUCGGUCUGGAGCAACAUCUCGCGACAAAACCAAGAAAACCAACAAAAACAAAGAGCACGGGAAACAGCUGAGCACAAUUGGAGUUGCCAGGCGCCGAGCAAGGGACCUACGCUCUCUGUCCUCUCCUGACGUGGAGAGCCGAAAGCGUGGUACCUCAUCAGGCAGACCCAGCAGAAAAGAAAAGAACCCGGCAGAAGUCAAGUCAAACCUUGCUACCUUGCGCACUGUGCUUUGCCACGAUUGGGAGGUCACAGGUCCACGCGUGGCUCUUAUGAAACGCGUCAUCCGCAACAUUCUUGUGAGCCCGUUUGCAGCUCCAUUCAAGGAGCCCGUGGACUUCAUAACACUCAACCUACCCAGCUAUCCCAAAGUGAUCAAGCAACCGAUGGACUUGGGCCGGAUCUUGGAGAAGCUGAACACGAAGAAAUACGACACCGUCACCGACUUUAUCGACGACUUUGAGCUCAUCAUAAACAAUUCCAUCACAUUCAAUGGCCCAGAACACAGUGUCACGACCCAUGCGAGAAAGAUAGAGGCAUCUUUUCUCAACCAGAUGCGAAACUUUCCCCCGACAGAGGUACGGGCAGGUGUCUCAAUCAAGGAAGAGCCCAGAUAGUGAGGCAGAAUCAAAGUGUGGACAUGUGUGCAGGGCUAUUGCAUUGUGGCGUAUGAGGUUCAUCAAUGGGUCACAAGGCAGGGAUUUGCAGAGGAUGACAAAAAUACCUGGAGAUUAAUCACUUGCACGGGAUUGAGCCUACGCUUGGAUCGACUGCCGGAUCGUAGGAGGACGCUGACAUUCGCAAGAGCGUGUGGUGCGAGUACUAAACUCAGCCCAAGUCAGAUGUCCUGGACAAUCUAGUUCAGGAAGAGCUGGGACCUUCAUACGAGCAAAUAUCAUUGUGUAAACCGAAACCCCAAAAACAUACAGAUAGAC
This is a messenger RNA of Exophiala oligosperma, 1365 nucleotides long. RefSeq lists its product as uncharacterized. NCBI's taxonomy places the organism in Eukaryota, Fungi, Ascomycota, Eurotiomycetes, Chaetothyriales, Herpotrichiellaceae. The transcript has a single exon. Gene Ontology annotation, cellular component: chromatin; nucleus. Bases 1 to 1047 code for a protein of 348 amino acids. Gene Ontology annotation, biological process: regulation of DNA-templated transcription; chromatin remodeling. The record is from RefSeq and is a predicted model, not a curated record.